Onthophagus taurus is the source of this 1310-nucleotide messenger RNA. NCBI's taxonomy places the organism in Eukaryota, Metazoa, Arthropoda, Insecta, Coleoptera, Scarabaeidae. The record is from RefSeq and is a predicted model, not a curated record.
CAAAAACGUUUAGUUGAUUGACAGUUGUUGAUGAAAAGUACAUAAUAAACGUUAAAAAAUACGAUGGAAGCUUGUUGUGCCGUCGAAAAAGAAGUCGACAAGAUAUUGUCGAAAUUCGAGAGUAUCGGGGAACACGCCAACAGAACUUUGGGAGAGCUAGUUCAAUACAUACAGAGUUUAAAACAUCAAAUUGACAAUGCACCAUCAAAUCACGAAUUAACACCGAUUCAAGUAGACACGUUAAAACAAGCUACGAUAAAAGUAAAAGAAACGAUUUCAAUGUUAUCCGCCGACCACAAAGAUCUCCACGCGACAGUUUCGAGAGUUGGAAAAGUCAUCGAUAAGCAUUUCAUUCAAGAUUUCGCCGGCGCCACUAAAGAGGAUUCAUUUAACACUCCGCAAAAAAUCGAAUUAUUAAAUAAAAUCAUUUGCCAACAUUUUUAUCGGCAAGGAAUGAAAGACGUGGCGCAAGAGCUCGCGAAAGAAUCAAGCGUUGAAGUGGAAUUAAACGAAAAUGAACCGUUCACGGAGUUAAAUCACAUUUUAGAAAGUUUACGAGAGAAAAAUUUACAACCGGCUUUAGAUUGGGCCGUGACUCACCGCGAAAACUUAGAGGCACAAAAUUCAUCACUAGAAUUCCAAUUACAUCGUUUAAAAUACAUUGAAAUUUUAAGAAACGGAUCUGCUAAUGAAACCGAAGCGAUUAAUUAUGCCCGGACUUUUUUUAAACCGUUCGCUUAUAAACACGAAAAAGAAAUUCAAACUUUAAUGGGAAUGAUGUUGUAUGUUCGCAACGAUAUUAACAGAUCUCCAUAUAGUUGUUUGUUAGAUCCGGAUAGGUGGAUGGAUGUUUAUGAUAUUUUUACAAAAGAUGCUUGUUCUUUAUUAGGGGUUAGCGUUAAUAGUCCUUUAUCAACUUGUGUUAAUGCUGGGUGUAAAGCAAUUCCUGCAUUGUUAAAUAUUAAACAUAUCAUGAAAGAAAGGCAGGUAGCAGCUAUUUGGAAUGGAAAAGAUGAACUACCUAUUGAAAUUGAUUUGGGAAAUGAUAGUAGAUAUCACUCAAUGUUUGCUUGCCCGAUUUUAAGGCAACAAUCGACGGAAAAUAACCCUCCCAUGAGGUUAAUUUGUGGUCAUGUUAUAUCCCGAGAUGCUUUAAAUAAGCUUUGCAGUGGAAAUAAAAUGAAAUGUCCCUACUGCCCGAUGGAACAAAGUCCAACCGAUGCUAGAUUAAUCUUCUUUUAACACACUUAAAAAAAACGUUUUUUAUUUAAUUAUUAUGAAAAAAAACAAAACUAAUUUUUUUAUAGUGA